UCUGUUCCUAGCAUCUGUAGUGUGUAGUUCAUCUCCCCUCAGUAACCACCUGGAGAAUGUAAUCUAAUGUGUAAUUCAUCUCCCCUCAGUAACCACCUGGAGAAGUCUCUGCAGCUCCUGAUGGACAGAGUGGAUGAUAUGAGUCAGGACAUUGUCAAGUACAACACCUACAGCCGUAACCUCAGCAAGCAACAGCAGCAGAAACACCAGUAUAUCCAGCGACGCCAGCAGGAGAAUGCUCAGAGACAGACCAGAGGAGAGACUCCUCUACCAGAGGAAGAUGUCUCCAAGAUGUUCAAACCACCACAGCCCCCUCCUCGCAUGGACACUCUCCUCAUCGCAGGACAGAUUAACAAUUACUGCCAGAAUGUGAAGGAGUUCACCUCCCAGAACCUCGGCAAACUCUUCAUGGCCGAGGCUCUUCAGGGACACAACAGCUAAAGGAGAAGACGUGAGGAGGAACUAAAACACACAGGAGAGAACCCCCCUUUCACCCAAUCAGAAUGAUCCAUACAGGCCUGUGUUCUAAAUGGUACCCUCUUCCCUUCAUAUAGUGCACUACUGGUCAAUACUAGUACACUAUAUAGGGAAUAGGGUGUAAUUUUGGGAUGCAUCCUAUGAUUGGAGGAUUGAUGUGAUGCUGUUAGAUUUGUUAAGAAAUUAAAAUAAAUGUGACCAACAUUAUUAUUCAUUAUUAAGAGAACAUGUUCCACGUUCUCCAAAAGAUGAGUUAUUUGAAUAUUAUUGUAACUUUUAAUAAACAUCUUUGCGUCUCCUCACA
This is a messenger RNA of Oncorhynchus mykiss (rainbow trout), 781 nucleotides long. Lineage: Eukaryota; Metazoa; Chordata; Actinopteri; Salmoniformes; Salmonidae. The record is from RefSeq and is a predicted model, not a curated record.